AACCGACCAUGCGUGGAAACGAACUUUGAAAAGUAUAUGCGCGGUGAGCAAAGGCGACCGAUGCCGUCACCGGAGUCGGAAUCUCCAGCUGAGUUUUCUAUCGAUACAUUCGAUGAAAAUUUAUUUAACAUGGAUCAGAACGGCUAUUGUUGCAUAUUGACGGAUGAUGAGAUGAUCGAAGAAGCAGACCGACGUACAAGCACACCCGAUACAACGACGCACAGCACCGAUGACAAAGAGAAUCAACACAGACAUCUGCCGAACAGACAUUUACGCCUGGCUGAUUCUAAGCCAUUGAUAAUGAAUCAAGUGUACAGUACAAUGGACCCAAGAAGUCGUGUGAGUGGCGUUCCGCGCACUACGCAUUGGGUGAAUGAAAAACCUAAACAUCGAGGUGUGAAGAGGAAAUUGGAAUAUAAUGACAAAACUGUGCCUAAAAGAAGGAGAUUGACUGUAGUACAAGAGGUGCCAAUUAGCUGCAACAUCAACAAAUUCAAGAUGUUGCCCGAUCAGAAUGACGAUGAUGAACAAAUGAACUGUGUUAGUGCUAAAACUGUUGACACAGAGAUUGCAAAAGGUAAGAGGGUCAAUAGGCUCUCAAAAAAGUACAAGAUCAGACAUACAAAAGAAAAUAGGGUUAUAAUAACAUCAGUCAUUCAGAAUGAUCCCAUUAUAAUACCAGAUACACCGGUUGAACCCAUUAUAAUACCAGAUACACCGGUUGAAACCAUUAUAAUUCCAGACACACAGGUUGACCCCAUUAUAUUACCAGAUACGCAGGUUGACCCCGUUAUAAAUACAGAUGUCGUUUAUGAUUUACUUCAAGACGCACAGCCACUUUAUAUAUCUGACGUAGAGGCUGUGGAUAAUCAUGAAUGUGUUGAUAUUUCAGAUGUUCCAAACAAAGAGGUUAGAGCAUCUGUGGUUGAGUCACGUUCUGCAGCGACGGACGAUGUUGUUGCCGGUCCAUCGGGUAUUGAUGAUAGACAACAACAACGGCCGCUGCGCCUGAGAACAAUGGAUGUUAAUGACGACUGUCCAUUAGGCGUAGGUUCAACAGGUAUGGGUGGUAAUCGACAAAAUGCUACAUGCAAACCCACAAGGGCAGAGAUUGCUAGUAAAGCAUCUGAAUUAAAAUAUAAUGCAUUGAUAGGAUCUAUUUGGAGAGAGACAGCUUACACAAACCAUGCGUCUACAGGACUGUUAACACAACUAUCAGAAAUAAUGCACAGCGGCAAACGGGACCAGCGAGCGCUUAAUAAACUUAUUAAACGCUAUCUGGGACUCGCUGUAGAACGGAGCAAUCUAGUCAGGGAAACAUGUGAUUUCCUAGAGGACAACUCAUUCGGUAAAAAAACAUCGAAAUGA
Molecule: messenger RNA, 1368 nt
Organism: Pseudophryne corroboree (corroboree frog)
Lineage: Eukaryota; Metazoa; Chordata; Amphibia; Anura; Myobatrachidae
Exons: 2
Coding region: 37-1368 (443 amino acids)
Source: RefSeq, a predicted model, not a curated record